Molecule: messenger RNA, 1174 nt
Organism: Cucurbita moschata (crookneck pumpkin)
Lineage: Eukaryota; Viridiplantae; Streptophyta; Magnoliopsida; Cucurbitales; Cucurbitaceae
Product: ADP-ribosylation factor GTPase-activating protein AGD12-like
Exons: 9
Coding region: 127-1128 (333 amino acids)
Molecular function (GO): GTPase activator activity; phospholipid binding
Source: RefSeq, a predicted model, not a curated record
CUGUGGACCCCGGCGAAGGACGUUCAUCUAAUUAAAUAUGCUUUGGAUUCACAUCUUUUCGGAUGAUGAAAUUGGAAACGGAAUCUGCGUACCGACAGGCUUCAAUCCCUAAUAUCUAAGGGGAGAAUGAGUAAUUUAUCAGCGGAUUUCAGGAGGCAUGAAUCAGCUAAAAGUAGAUUGAAAGAUUUAUUGCUUCAGAAAGAUAAUCAAGCUUGUGCGGAUUGUGGUGCCCCAGAUCCUAAAUGGGCCUCUGCAAAUAUUGGUGUGUUUAUAUGCUUAAAAUGUAGUGGCGUGCACAGAAGCCUUGGAACACACAUAUCAAAGGUUUUGUCAAUAACAUUGGAUGAAUGGUCUGAUGAUGAGAUUGAUGCAAUGAUAGAGGUUGGAGGAAAUGGUUCUGCUAAUGCAAUAUAUGAGGCCUUUAUCCCUGUUGGAUAUACGAAACCUGGACCAAGUGCCAGCCAUGAGGAUCGCUCAAGGUUCAUUCGGUCUAAGUAUGAACUUCAAGAAUUUUUAAAACCGAGCUUGCGAAUUGUAUCCAAUAACUCCUCAAAGGAACCUGAGGAGCCAAGUUAUUUUGAAGAGAUUGUUGAUAGCUUUCGAAGCUCAAAUUCUUCAAAGAAAUCACCACAAGAAGGCAUGGUUGAAUUUAUGGGAUUACUGAAAGUCAAGGUGAUUAAAGGCACAAACUUAGCCGUGAGAGAUAUGAAGUCCAGUGAUCCUUUCAUUACCUUGACUCUUGGGCAACAGACUGCUAAAACAACAGUGAUAAAGAGCAACUUGAAUCCAGUUUGGAACGAGGAACUCAUGUUGUCGGUUCCUCAGGAAUACGGACCCUUGAAGUUGCAAGUGUUCGAUCACGACAUAAUUUCAGCAAACGACUUAAUGGGCGAAGCAGAAAUCGACCUCCAACCGAUGAUAACAUCAGCAAUGGCAUUUGGAGAUGCUAAAAUGUUUGAGAAUAUGCAGAUAGGAAAAUGGUUGAAGUCAGACGACAAUGCCCUGAUCGACGACAGUGCUGUCGUCAUCGUCGACGGGAUGGUCAAACAAGAGAUGUCACUCAAGCUCCAAAACGUAGAAUCAGGUGAAGUGUACUUAGAACUCGAGUGGAUGCCUCUUGAUCAGUAGUCACAUAAUAUUGGAACAUGAAUCUGGUUUUCAUUCUGUUCAAUUG